Messenger RNA from Setaria italica (foxtail millet), 1308 nucleotides. RefSeq names its product L-aminoadipate-semialdehyde dehydrogenase-phosphopantetheinyl transferase. The coding region runs from base 90 to 944 and encodes 284 amino acids. The record is from RefSeq and is a predicted model, not a curated record. Gene Ontology annotation, cellular component: cytosol. NCBI's taxonomy places the organism in Eukaryota, Viridiplantae, Streptophyta, Magnoliopsida, Poales, Poaceae. The transcript has 5 exons. Gene Ontology annotation, molecular function: magnesium ion binding; holo-[acyl-carrier-protein] synthase activity.
CCCGCGCCCGCUUACCCCGCCGGCCGUAUACUCUAGUCUAGGGAGCCUCCGCCGCCGGCAGCGGGACAAGUGUUUGGCUGGGCAAUGAUAUGGAGGAGGAGACCGGGGUGCGGCGGUGGCUCGUCGACAUCACGCGGUGGUGCCCCUCCCCCGCCCAGUUCGAUGCCGCAGCCGCCCUCCUUCCCUCGCACGAGCGGCCCGCCAUCGCCAGGUUUGUGAAAGAAGAUGACAGGAAGCGGGCGCUCGUCAGUCGUCUGCUGCAGUACUCGCUUGUGCACCACGUUCUCCGCAUUCCGUUUCACCAGAUCAACAUAUGCCGCACACCAGAGGGAAAACCGUACCUGCAGAAAAAUUGUUCAAACUUUCCAAACUUCAAUUUCAACAUCUCGCAUCAGGGAGACUACGUUGGCAUAGCAUCUGAGCCUCUUUGCCUCGUUGGCCUGGACAUUGUAUCCAUUUCCAAGCCCCAGGGAGAAACUACUACCGAGUUUAUCAGCAACUUCUCUUCAUACCUCACAGAUCAUGAGUGGAACUGUAUUGUUCGUGCUGGCACACCCAGUGAAGUGCUAACAGAGUUCUACAGGUACUGGUGUCUCAAAGAAGCUUUUGUAAAAGCCAUAGGUGCUGGAGUCGGAUUUGGGUUGCAUAGACUGGAAUUCCACCAUGAACACUGGACUGAUAUUUCUAUCCAUAUUGAUGGAGAAGUGUCUAGAAAAUGGAGAUUCUGGCUUUCCGAGCUUGAUGAAGUGCAUUUGGCAUCUAUAGCAAAAGGGCAUCCAGAGGAUGCUGUAAGCAGCUAUAAGAAAACAUUGUCCAAUGCAACCGUUGUGGAGGAACAAUUACAUUCUACACUAGAGAGUCCAGAUGGAGCUUUCACUUUGUGGACAGUGGAACAACUUACACAAUCACUGGGUAACAGCCUUACAGGUAUCAAGCAUUCUUGAAAUCUACUACAGCAGGACCAAAGGAAGAGAUGUGUGAAUAUGUUCCCAGAAUUCUAGACUCCUGAUAAUCUACUACACAGCCACAGCCACAUGGAAAGGCUUGGUUUUACCUCUGUAUUGCUUCUGUUACAGAAAGGGGUUCUUUUGGCCUUCUGUUUACCAUAACAGAACAUGACAUCAGGAGCACAAAGGUCUUCGCAAUGGCUGCAACGCCUUUAUCGUUCUAUCCUGCAUUCUUGCAGACAUGUAGUGUCAUGGGGCUAAUAAGCAUUGACGUGCCCUGCAUUGAGAAAAGAGGCAUUACUCUUGUAAUUGAGAUUUGAAAGAGAUGAAGAUAAGUGAAAGAGGAGGUUUUAGGAUGAAA